UGUUUCCUGGGGGGAAGGAUGAGCGGCGGGGACAACUUCUCUUAUUUCGGUGUUCAAAUAACAUUUCGCUUCUCCUCCUUUUGUGUGUUGCGGGAAUCCCUAUUCUCCUUUCGCUGCUAGUGGACUAAAGUCAAACUGUCUGUGUCGGUCUUCCAGAGGACAGCGAGGGAUUGAGUGAUUGUUGGUAUUGAAAUGUCUUCAAAACCGACCUGUCUGAUCGUGACCAGCGCCGCUCCGGAGGGAGUGUCUGCCCAGUCGUUUCUCCAGGCUUUCAGUCUCUGCAGCUCCGCUUUCAAUGUGCAGACGGCAACACCAGGGGGCAAGGCUAUUGAUUUUGUGGGUGUGGACGAGACCAGUGCCCGCUGGGUGCAGGAUUUCAGCGUUAAGCCCUACGCCAAUCCAGCCAAACUGGAGUCAAUUGACGGCGCCCGGUACCAUGCCCUGCUGAUCCCAGACUGUCCCGGGGCGCUGACGGACCUGGCCCACAGCGGAUCGCUGGCCAGGAUUCUGACCCACUUCAGCUCUGAGCAGAAGCCGGUGUGUGCGGUGGGCCAGGGCGUGGCGGCGCUGUGCUGUGCCACCGAGGGGCAGGCCUGGAUCUUCAGAGGGUACAGCCUCACAGGGCCCUCAGUCUGCGAGCUGGUGCGCCGCCUGGACUUCGCCAGCCUGCCGCUGAUCGUGGAGGACUUCGCCAAGGACUGCGGCGCCGCCUACGCCGCCAGUCAGGAGGACGCCGUCCACAUCGUUCUGGACCGGCACCUGAUCACGGGUCAGAACUCUCAGUCCACUGCAGCUGCAGUCAACAACCUGAUCCUGCUCUGUGGCAGCAGGAAGUGAUGCCGCCCUCGGGACCCGUCUGUCUCCCCCAUCCCCCACCCCCCUCCAACCCUGGACAGAGAACAUGUGUCCAGCUGGACUGUGUGCUGACCGCUGCUGGACUGGCCUGCAGGAGUGUCCAGCUGGACUGUGUGCUGACCGCUGUUGGACUGGCCCGCAGGAGUGUCCAGCUGGACUGUGUGUUGACUGCUGCUUGACUAGCCAGCAGGAGUGUCC
Molecule: messenger RNA, 1053 nt
Organism: Lepisosteus oculatus (spotted gar)
Lineage: Eukaryota; Metazoa; Chordata; Actinopteri; Semionotiformes; Lepisosteidae
Gene: gatd1
Product: glutamine amidotransferase class 1 domain containing 1
Cellular component (GO): cytoplasm
Molecular function (GO): glyoxalase III activity
Source: RefSeq, a predicted model, not a curated record